AUGGCAGGAGACUGUGGUUCAACCUGUCCAGCCUUUGGUGGCUUCUACGCAUACAAUCCAAGCGUAGGCGGCAAUGCCGUCCUACUGGUCGCCUUUUGCCUUCUCGCUCUGGCGGCCCCCUAUCUCGGCUUUCGAUCGCGGACAUAUCUAUUCUCUGCGGUGCUCACAACCGGACUCUUUUUCGAAGUGUUGGGAUUCAUCGGCCGGCUCCUGCUACACUCGAACCGAGACCACCAAGGUCACUUCUUCCUGUUCUUGUUUGGGACAGUUCUCGGCCCAUCAUUUCUCAGCCUCGCCAUCUUUAUCAUCCUCCCUCAUAUCCUCGGCAUCUAUGGGGAGCCCAUCUGCCCGUUCAGGCCACUCCUGGCUGGUUUCGUCUUUUGGGGACUCAGCGCUGGCAGUAUGCUAUUGCAGCUAAUUGGCAUCAUCUUUACAGCAUACGAGUCCAGCGGAGUUACUCGAAAGCAAGGCGCAAUCGUCACAGCCGCAGGCUUGGCCAUCCAAGCCGCCGCACUGGUGGCAUGCACUGGGCUGCAUUUCUGGUUCACCCUGGGCCUCAGUACCAAGCGAGGAAGCCUUGAUGCCAGACACGUCCAGAUCUACUCGUCUUCCCAUUUCAAGAAGUUCCUCAUGGCAAUGGAAGUAGCGUCGACUCUCCUUAUCGUCUACUCGAUCUAUCGCCUCGUCGAGUUUGCGGAUGAAGUUUCCGGGAGCCUCUUCCAGAAUGAGUCUGCCUUUAUGGUACUUGGAGGAGUGUUGCCAUUCUUUGCUGGCGGCCUCUUGACCUCGUUCCACCCCGGGACUGCGUUCCUUGGUGCCUGGGACUCGACAUCACCCCGAGGAACUAAGCGUCACAGACGGCCAGAUCCGAUCCAGUCUCCGACUCCAAGCGGUCAUCCCGUUCAUCAUCUAUACGAACCCGAUAUUCGAAAGCAGCUCUCUCCCACUUCUUCGAAACUCGCGAGAGAUUCGGUGGGCUCUCCUGAGUUGCCACCAGGCUCCCUCGGCCUCCCUUCACAUCCCAAGGCUGCUUUGAGCCCACAGAUCCCAAGGGAUGAUGCGACACCACGCAAGGGGCCGCCUGAACCGUUGAACCUUACCAACCUUGCUUCGCGACAAAGCUAUCGACAACAAGAUUCUGGAGGUCGAGUGGCGAAGAAUAUGGUGCACAGUGAAGAGCUGUGGUAAUGAUCCAGGGCGGCAACGGAUCAGAUGGACAUGGAUACGGUUUAGGAGCAUCCGCGAUGCUUUGGACGGGCUUGCGAACUGCCGCUGGCUGGCUGGCUCACGUUUCGCAUACAGUGGAAUCACAUUGACUGGGAUGCUUCACUGUUGGUCGAAUGGAGUACUAUGUACGGGGCUUGGAGGGUACUGGAUACCGUACAAUUUUAAGGCUUGACUGUGGAUACCAGGUAGUGCUUUGAGUGUGUGGUCCUUAUAGAUAGGAUUGGAUUGUGUGUUGGAGGCAUUGAUUCAGCGAGCGAUUGAUAUCAGGGGUAGAUAUUUGGCGCAUAUUUUACCCACAAGAUGGCUAGUUUACAGGGACUUUAGGAACUCUAUUUACUUUG
This is a messenger RNA of Fusarium vanettenii 77-13-4, 1568 nucleotides long. RefSeq lists its product as uncharacterized. The transcript is spliced from 3 exons. The coding region runs from base 1 to 1188 and encodes 395 amino acids. NCBI's taxonomy places the organism in Eukaryota, Fungi, Ascomycota, Sordariomycetes, Hypocreales, Nectriaceae. Gene Ontology annotation, cellular component: fungal-type vacuole; plasma membrane. The record is from RefSeq and is a predicted model, not a curated record.